Messenger RNA from Uncinocarpus reesii 1704, 3315 nucleotides. RefSeq lists its product as uncharacterized. Gene Ontology annotation, biological process: response to oxidative stress. Gene Ontology annotation, molecular function: oxidoreductase activity, acting on paired donors, with incorporation or reduction of molecular oxygen; heme binding; peroxidase activity. The record is from RefSeq and is a predicted model, not a curated record. Bases 1 to 3315 code for a protein of 1104 amino acids. The transcript has 11 exons. Lineage: Eukaryota; Fungi; Ascomycota; Eurotiomycetes; Onygenales; Onygenaceae.
AUGUCCGCUACGAACGGGACCUCAAAUGGUGCCCACCAUGCCAACGGAGCAGCACCCAGCAGUAAACCUGCAACAAAUAGCACACCCAAUACCAAACACAGCAACCGCGGUGUCAAACGACCAGAAGUCGAAAGCACAUUUAAACAAUAUGCCCAGUUGAUUCAUGCGGCACGGCGCCCGCUUCCAACGCAGUCCGGAGAUGGAUCGUAUUUGCGCAAAUCAAAAGCGAAAUCCUCGCUGUUGAAAGACCUCAGAUCUAUGGGCCCGCGAGGCUGGGGGACGUUGCUGGCUGUGAGAAAGAGCAAGAGAUCUGGAGACUUGAUUGAUGACAAAACGUAUAUUAUGGAGCGUGUGAUUAACCUUGUCGCUGGACUACCUCCUGAAUCAACAAUGAGAACCCAGCUGACCAACGCUUUUGUCAAAGAGUUGUGGGAUACUCUUCCGCAUCCAUCUCUACCUGCAUUCGGCGAUGAAUACAUGUACAGAUCGGCGGAUGGAUCAAAUAACAAUCCUCUGUUCCCGAAACUCGGCGCAGCAAAUACCCCCUAUGCCCGCUCAAUCAUCCCUUCUUCAAUUCAGCUGGGUGCACUCCCUGAUCCAGGCCUUAUAUUUGACAGUCUUUUCGCACGAGAGGAAUUCGUACCACACCCCAACGGUGUUUCUAGCGUAUUCUUCGGGUGGGCAUCCUUGAUCAUUCACGGAAGAGCAAAAUCAGAUGCGAACUUUCAAAGAUGGAAAAUUGAAACCAGAUUGCUUCUCCGAACCCAGGCUUCUGGCCCUUCCCCCCGCCUGCAGUGUUAUUCUUGUCAUGUUCAACCGGUAAAAUUACUCCAACUCUCUACCGGCGGUGGUAAAGCUAACAAUUUUAGAUUCCACAAUUACGCCGCCGAACAACUCGCCCACAUAAACGAAGGAGGCCGAUUUAAUAAACCCAGGCCGGGUUUGUCCCCCGAAGAAUUGGCCAAAGCCUGGGCGAAAUACGAUAAUGACCUUUUUCAGACAGCCCGAUUGGUUACCUGCGGCCUUUAUAUCAACAUUACAUUGUAUGAUUAUGUGCGCACGAUCAUCAAUCUGACCCGCAGUAACACCACCUGGUGCUUGGACCCUCGAGUAAAUAUGCGUACCAACGCGACCCCAGAAGCUGCGUCCAGCGGUGUGGGCAACCAAUGCUCCGUUGAGUUUAAUCUGGCAUAUCGCUGGCACUCCUGUAUUGGUCAGCAAGACGAGAGGUGGACCGAAGACAUAUAUCAGGAGCUGUUUGGGAAAUCAGCAGAAACUAUAACAAUGCCCGAUCUUUUAAUGGGUAUGAAGAAGUGGCAGAUGGAAUUGCCAAAGGAUCCGGCCCAGAGAUCGUUUGCGGGUCUGGAACGCAAACCCGAUGGUCGAUUCAAUGAUGAUGACCUUGUUAAAAUUAUGACAGAAAGCAUUGAGCAGAUUGCAGGAUCUUUCGGCCCGCGGAAUGUUCCUAAGGCUCUUCGGGCAGUGGAGAUCCUUGGGAUGCAACAGGCUCGCAAAUGGGGAUGCGGCUCACUGAACGAAUUCCGGAAGUUUUUUGGACUGAAAGAAUAUACAACUUUCGAAGAAAUCAACUCUGACCCAUACAUCGCCGAUCAGCUUCGGCAUUUGUACGAGCACCCUGACCAUGUUGAACUGUACCCUGGAAUUGUUGCCGAGGAACCUAAGAUUCCAAUGAUUCCCGGUGCAGGAAUCUGCCCUACGUAUACGCUCUCUCGAGCAAUUCUCUCAGAUGCGGUUGCUUUGGUUCGAGGUGACAGGUUCUAUACUACUGAUUAUCAUCCUAAGAACUUGACUAAUUGGGGUUUCUCUGAAACUCAUUAUGACCUAAACAUCAACCAAGGCUGUAUGUUCUAUAAGCUGAUGCUCCGUGCUUUUCCGAAUCACUUCCAGCCCGACUCCAUCUACGCCCACUAUCCAAUGACCAUUCCCAGCGAGAAUAGAAAGAUUUUUGCAACACUAGGUAGAGAGAACCAUUUCUCCUGGGAAAAGCCGUCAUUCAUUCCACCUCGCAUCAAUUUAACAUCAUAUCUCGGCGCUAAAACUGUUUUGGAAAAUGCAAGAGAUUUUCGUGUGACAUGGGGCGAAGCAACUGGAUUUCUAUUUGGCAAGGAGGGCUUGAAUUUCAUGCUCUCUGGAGACUCGCCCAAGCAUGCGAAACAACGGCAAGUCAUGGGCAAGGCGCUGUUUCAAGAAAGAUGGAAGCAGCAGGUGAAGGAGUUUUAUGAGGACAUUACUAUCAAACUCCUUAAGCAGAAGUCAUGCACAAUUGCUGGGGUGCAUCAGGUUGACAUCACCAGAGAUGUUGGGAAUCUUGCUCACGUUCAUUUCGCCUCCAAUGUCUUCUCUCUCCCACUUAAAACUGAAGAAAAUCCGCGAGGUAUAUAUACUGAGCAUGAGAUGUUCAUGAUUAUGUGUGUCGUUUUCACUUGUAUUUUCUUCGACCUUGACCCCGCAAAAUCCUUUCCCCUCCGGCAAGCCGCCCGAACAGUUGCGCAGCAAUUGGGCAAGAUUGUUGAAGCGUAUGUUAAAAGCGUGAAAGCCACAAGUGUGAUUUCAGGGCUUCUAGAUCGCUUCCGGAAAACAGAAACUGCAUUACAGGAUUAUGGAGUUCACAUGAUUCGAAGGUUACUCGCGAGUGGGCUGAGUGUUUCGGAGGUAGCUUGGUCGCAGAUUAUGCCCACAGCUGGGGCAAUGGUUCCUAAUCAAGCGCAGGUGUUUACUCAAAUUAUGGACUAUUACCUUUCUGAUGAAGGCCGAAUCCAUCUCCCCGAAAUACAGCGUCUCGCGCAAGAAGACACCCCCGAAUCUGAUGACAAGCUCCUCCAUUAUUGCAUGGAAGGUAUCCGACUCAAUGGCACAUUUGGUUCUUAUCGAGAAGCCGCAACUGCGAUGGAAGUCGAUGACGAUGGUCAACAUGUCUCUAUCAAAGCAGGUGACAAAGUUUUCGUCAGCUUUGUAUCAGCGAACCGCGACCCCGAUGUCUUCCCAAAUCCGAACGAAGUCCGUCUCGACCGGCCGUUGGACUCGUAUAUCCAUUAUGGCCAAGGCCCACACACUUGUCUCGGUCGAGAUGCAAACAUGGUAGCUCUGACUUCGAUGCUUCGUGUAGUUGGAAAGUUGAAGAAUUUGCGCCGGGCGCCAGGGCCGCAAGGCGAAUUGAAGAAAAUUCCCAGACCAGGCGGGUUCUACAUUUACAUGCGCGAGGAUCAUGGUAGUUACUUCGUGUUCCCCAUGACUUUUAAAGUACAUUUUGAUGGAGAAUUGCCCGACUUCCCGAAGAGAAAGGCACCGUCUUGA